GUUCAGCUCGUCCCCAGGCCAGGAGCUACUAUGGGUAACAUGUAUGCACCACCAGGUUGGGAGAUCCGCCAUAAGUACAAGUACAAGGAUGACAGUGAUGAAGACAAGGGCAGCUCCGGUGGACAGGCAGCAGCCUUCACCUACCCAGCCGGACUGGGACCAGUUCUGAUGAACGGCUGCUUCGGGACCGGCUAUAAGAAUGGGGAUCCAUGUUUUCAGGCCAAGAUACCGAAAUCAGACUGCCCCAACUUGAUAGAUGGUGCGACCUACCUCGGCGUUGGCUUUGACGGGAGGGGCGUGUACUCAGCAGAAUCCAGGAAAAAAAGCGUCAUUCAGCGAUCCUGCAGCAAUCUGCAAACAUACGGCGAUCAUGAGGUACCGGAUUCCAUGACUGUGCAAGGCAUAUAUGACACCAAUGUGGAGUCAUUCACCUUCAGCUCAACAGAAGAAUACAGGCAAUACUUGGAGGAAAAAUCGGCCAUCACAUCUGCAAAGGCCAUGUUCCAGGAAGAAAUCAACAAGGCGUCAGGACACGGGGCAUGGAGCGGAGCAUUUGGCAUUGGUUGGUCAGCGGGGGGAGGAGGAGCCAGUCAAAGAGGCACAUCCAGCCAAUCAUCGACGGCCAAUGCCGCCUCCUCUGCUGGCGCUCAGCUGACUGAACAACAGACACAACUUUUCUGA
Branchiostoma floridae (Florida lancelet) is the source of this 681-nucleotide messenger RNA. RefSeq lists its product as uncharacterized. The coding region runs from base 31 to 681 and encodes 216 amino acids. Lineage: Eukaryota; Metazoa; Chordata; Leptocardii; Amphioxiformes; Branchiostomatidae. The record is from RefSeq and is a predicted model, not a curated record. The transcript has 4 exons.